GUUUCCGUUACAUCGUCCAUUUUCACGUAUUCGCACAUGGUGCCGCACCGGCCGCUACCACCAGCCUCCUAAAAAUUUGGACUUUGCUCCUUUGCGGUGAUAAAAAUCGCCCCCAGUUCGUAUUAAAUGCAAGAUACAGUGGAUAUGGCUGACGACCCCGAGUAUGAAGAAGAGGAGCCUUCCUUCAGCGACCCGGAGGACUUUCUGGACGACAUCGACGAUGAGGAGCUCUUGGGUGACAUCCUAAGGGAGAAGCCCCAGGAGGCUGAUGGUAUAGACUCGGUGGUGGUGGUGGACAAUGUCCCCCAGGUAGGACCAGAGCGUCUGGAAAAACUGAAGAAUGUCAUACACAAGAUUUUCUCCAAGUUUGGCAAGAUCACCAAUGAGUUCUACCCUGAGGCUGAUGGCAUGACCAAAGGGUACAUCUUCCUGGAGUAUGCUGCUCCCACCCAGGCUCUGGAGGCAGUCAAGAAUGCUGAUGGGUACAAACUUGACAAACAGCACACAUUCAGGGUCAACGUCUUCACUGACUUUGACAAGUAUAUGAACAUUAGUGAUGAGUGGGAAACUCCAGAGAAGCAGCCUUUCAAGGACUUUGGUAAUAUGCGCCACUGGAUUGAAGACCCAGACUGCCGUGACCAGUACAGUGUCAUUUACGAAUCAGGAGAGAGAACUGCCAUUUUCUCUAAUGACGCCAAGGAGCCAAUCACAGUUGAGGAGAGAGCGCGCUGGACAGAGACGUAUGUGCGCUGGUCUCCUAAAGGCACCUACCUGGCCACCUUCCACCAGCGCGGCAUUGCAUUGUGGGGUGGUGAGAAGUUCAAACAGAUUCAGAGGUUCAGCCAUCAGGGCGUGUCCCUCAUCGACUUCUCACCAUGUGAAAGGUAUGUUGUGACCUUCAGUCCGCUGAUGGACACCAAGGAGGAUCCGCAGGCCAUCAUCAUCUGGGACAUUCUGACCGGACAGAAAAAGAGAGGCUUCCACUGCGAGAGCUCUGCACACUGGCCCAUCUUCAAAUGGAGCCAUGAUGGGAAGUUCUUUGCCAGGAUGACCCAGGACACGCUGAGCAUCUAUGAGACUCCAUCUAUGGGUCUGCUCGACAAGAAGAGUCUCAAGAUUAGUGGAAUCAAGGACUUCUCAUGGUCUCCUGGUGACAACAUCAUAGCAUUCUGGGUGCCUGAGGACAAAGACAUCCCAGCCAGAGUGACUCUGAUGCAGCUGCCUUCUCGUCAGGAGAUCAGGGUCCGCAACCUGUUCAAUGUUGUUGACUGCAAACUGCACUGGCAGAGGAACGGAGAUUACCUCUGUGUCAAAGUGGACAGGACACCCAAGGGAACACAGGGCGUGGUCACCAACUUUGAAAUCUUCCGCAUGAGAGAGAAACAGGUUCCUGUGGACGUGGUUGAGAUGAAAGAAAGCAUCAUAGCGUUUGCUUGGGAGCCCAAUGGCAGCAAGUUUGCUGUUCUCCAUGGAGAGUCUCCCAGAAUCAGCGCCUCCUUCUACCAUGUCAAAAACAACGGCAAGAUUGAGCUCAUAAAGAUGUUUGACAAACAGCAGGCCAACAGCAUCUUCUGGAGCCCCCAAGGACAAUUUAUGGUUCUAGCUGGACUCAGGAGUAUGAAUGGGGCCCUUGCCUUUGUGGACACGUCAGACUGCACCAUGAUGAACAUUGCUGAGCACUACAUGGCCUCUGACGUGGAGUGGGACCCAACCGGCCGCUAUGUUGUCACCUCUGUCUCCUGGUGGAGCCACAAGGUGGACAAUGCCUACUGGCUGUGGACGUUUCAGGGCCGUCUUCUUCAGAAGAACAACAAGGACAGGUUCUGUCAGCUUCUCUGGAGACCUCGACCUGCCACCCUGCUCAGCGCAGAGCAGAUCAAGAUGAUCAAAAAGGAUCUUAAGAAAUACUCCAAGAUCUUUGAGCAGAAGGAUCGUCUGAGUCAAUCCAAGGCUUCCAAGGAGCUGGUGGACAAGCGCAGGGCCAUGAUGGAGGAGUAUCGUCAUUACAGGGAGAUGGCAGUGCAGACCUACCAGGAACAGAGGAGCCUCCGCCUCGAGCUCAGAGGAGGAGUGGACACUGAUGAACUGGACAGUAAUGUGGACGACUGGGAAGAGGAGACCAUUGAGUUUUUUAUCAACGAAGAAAUCAUUCCCCUUGGAGAUCUGUAGUCCCAUACGCAGUCCGUCCGUGUGUGUGUGGAAGGAGGAGAGAACUGUCGCAUUGACUGGAGGAGGAGGACGACCACGCUCUGAAUCUUGGGAUUUGUCACAAGUCUUAACAUUCUACUUUGGUGACACCAUCAAAGCACGCCUUGCGGAUCAGCAGUCAAGGAUACAAGAGAGGAUACUUUGUCUCAAAUAUUUUCUCUUCAUUUCUUGCCAUCUGCCUCAAUUUUUUCUGGCACUUGAUAUUUCAUAAUAUUGCCUCCUUUUUCCUUUUCAUUCAUUGAAGUCACUCACUCUCUUAUCUCCCCCCCCCUUUCUAAUUGGGGCUACUACUUCUCACGGUUGUUUCUGAACUAGCCCCACCAUGCUAGUGUGUUAUCACAGGGGAGCAGAGAGUGCCAUACCAGUGGGGGGUGGAGGUGUUGUGACCAAACAAGUACCCUUGUUAGUUAUUGUGCUGAGGUGGCGCUACAGUGGCCUGUAUCCUCCUCCUUUCAGACUAGGCCUCCACACAGGGAGGGGGUGUGCUGUGGGAAUAACUUUAAAUAAACAUUCAAACACAAUACUAAA
Molecule: messenger RNA, 2736 nt
Organism: Myripristis murdjan (pinecone soldierfish)
Lineage: Eukaryota; Metazoa; Chordata; Actinopteri; Holocentriformes; Holocentridae
Gene: eif3ba
Product: eukaryotic translation initiation factor 3, subunit Ba
Exons: 19
Coding region: 127-2169 (680 amino acids)
Biological process (GO): translational initiation
Cellular component (GO): eukaryotic translation initiation factor 3 complex
Molecular function (GO): translation initiation factor activity; translation initiation factor binding; RNA binding
Source: RefSeq, a predicted model, not a curated record